GGCUUGGGGGCGGGGCCUCGCGGCGCGCACGGCCCGUCGCCAUGACGACCGCGACAAGAUGGCGACGCUGCAGGGCUGCCUUCUGGAGUCCGACCCCGGGGCGCUGAGCCCCGCGCAGGUGCAGCAGCUGCGCGACUUCAAGAUUCAGACUCGGAUUGCUAACGAAAAGUACCUACGGACCCACAAAGAAGUGGAGUUGCUCCUAAGUGGUUUCUUCAGAGAAAUGUUUUUGAAAAGACCAGACAACAUCCAAGAAUUUGCUGCAGACUAUUUCACAGAUCCAAGACUUCCCAACAAGAUUCACAUGCAGCUAAUUAAGGAGAAGAAAGCAGCUUAAUUAGCAAAAUCACGAUGCUCAGCUGUUGAGAGAGACCAGAAAGAAUCCAGCCUCAGGGCUAAGAACAUGAGGAGCUUCUUGAAAAUGUUGCGCAGAUUGGACCUGAUAGCCAGAGGUAAUGGGGACAAACAGGCAGGCCUACCUUUGCCACCGUGUGACCUAGAGUGACCUCUCUGUGUCAGGCUCCUCAUCCUCACAACUGGAGCAGCAGCUCUCACAGGCUUGCUGUAAGGAUUACCUCCGUCUUGCUGUUCAAGGGGUGGGAAGGAAGGGCUGCGCCUAGAAAGCAAGGCCCUCUCCGUCUAGCAGGACGGGGCUCUACUGCCCUCUCCUGGGCGUGGCUGGAGACACCACUCGGAGAACGCCUGUUCUAGGCCUGACUGCAGAAUCAGCAGAAGGAAGAGAAACAAGGCUAAGUGGGAAAAUAUCCACAAAUUCACAGAUUCCUGGAAUAGAAAGUUCACUCAGAAGUUACAAAAUCCAGGGCCUUAUCUCCUUCAGUGCUGCUUCAUGAGCUCCUGGGAUGUUUCCUUCUUAAAAGUGUUGGAAGAAAGAAAGCUUGCAAGGUUGAUUAUUCAUUCAUUUAUUUAUUCACUUACUUAUUCACUCAUUGACUCAAGAAAUAUUAGGGUAUAUUACAUACUCAGGGCGCAAAGUUUUGGAAAUAACACAUACUCUUUCCUCAAGGAACUCAGUCUAGUGAGUAAAGACACAUACAUAGGAUUAUAACACAGUUUCAAAAGUGAAAUGAUAAGAGAAACACACAAGCCAUCAUGGGCGCACAGAGGAGGGGCACGUAACUGGUACUGUGGUAGUGGGGUGAGGGAACGAUGAGGAGAUGGCCAGAAAAUAUUUCCCAAUAUGGGAGCUGAACGCUAACACAUGGAUCGGAAUUAAAGGCACCAGAUUACUCUC
This is a messenger RNA of Equus caballus (horse), 1252 nucleotides long. RefSeq names its product regulatory subunit of type II PKA R-subunit domain containing 1 (gene RIIAD1). The record is from RefSeq and is a predicted model, not a curated record. Lineage: Eukaryota; Metazoa; Chordata; Mammalia; Perissodactyla; Equidae.